AUGAAGGUCUUCGCUACCCUCGCUGCCCUCGCAACCGUCGCCAGCGCCGAGAUUGGCUACUGGAAGCUCUACUGCGGUGACUCCUGCUCAACCGGCACUCUCAUCAACCAAGGCGACAUCGAGACCAAUGUCACCACUACCUGCACCUCUCUCGGCGCCACAUACGACUACUGCUACCUCGAAGUUGACGAGAGCUACCCCAACGUCUACCGCUCCGUGCUCUCGGCUAGUACCACUUGCGGAGCGUCCACGAAUCCCGUAUUGAGUGGUGGAGAGUGCACUGAUGCCGGGAGCUGGGAGUAUUAUGAGAUAUACUACUACCUAUGA
Talaromyces amestolkiae is the source of this 327-nucleotide messenger RNA. RefSeq lists its product as uncharacterized. The transcript has 2 exons. Bases 1 to 327 code for a protein of 108 amino acids. NCBI's taxonomy places the organism in Eukaryota, Fungi, Ascomycota, Eurotiomycetes, Eurotiales, Trichocomaceae. The record is from RefSeq and is a predicted model, not a curated record.